Pygocentrus nattereri (red-bellied piranha) is the source of this 901-nucleotide messenger RNA. RefSeq names its product PAXX non-homologous end joining factor (gene paxx). Gene Ontology annotation, molecular function: molecular adaptor activity. The coding region runs from base 60 to 659 and encodes 199 amino acids. Gene Ontology annotation, cellular component: site of double-strand break; nucleus; nonhomologous end joining complex. The transcript has 7 exons. The record is from RefSeq and is a predicted model, not a curated record. Gene Ontology annotation, biological process: double-strand break repair via nonhomologous end joining. NCBI's taxonomy places the organism in Eukaryota, Metazoa, Chordata, Actinopteri, Characiformes, Serrasalmidae.
GCUUUUUACAAAAGUCUCUGUGUUUUUUUUUUUUUUUUUAGUGUUUCUGCUGUUUUACGAUGGCUUCCAGUGUUUCUCAGCCCAAAUAUGUCCUCUGUACCUUGAUAGACAAGAAUGACCAGUCCAGAUAUGUCUGUUUCGCGCAGAAGAAGGCAGGAGGGACGAGCAUUGGACUGAGCAAUGGUUUGGAUGUUUGGAAUGCAGAUCUUUCAGAGGAAAGCCUGUCCCAGCUUAAGAAGAAGUUUUCUUUGAAGUCUACAGAGGAUUAUGCUCUGAAACUUAAGGGUGCUUGCAGGAGUGGCAGUGCAUUCGUCUCCAUGCAGGAGGAUGGUGCUGUGCUUCACCUAGGCUCUGAACCUGCAGACCUGAGUUUGUCUCUCUCAAAACUGGCAGAUUAUGAGGGAAGGAUAGAGCUCAAAGAUCUGCUCUUUAAAAUGGCGGACAGCUUGACUCAGGAGGACAACACAGGAGCCACAUCUUUAUCAAGCCCUUUCAAGAACCCACAGAAGAAGAGCACUGGAUUUGAGCCUAGGAACCAGAGCAACGGCCCAGCAAUAGCUGUAAGGAAACGCCUUCCAGGGGAUUCACUCAUCAACCCAGGAACAAGAAGAAAGCGGCCUGCUACAGGAGUAGAUUUUGACGAUGGAGAUGACGCAUAGGGUCAGCGCACAUGAAUCUCCUGAAGCUAAUAAUUACUUGACAUGAAUGUCCCAGUUUUAACCCACCAACACUGUCACUGCAGUUACUCCUAACUAUUACUAUACUAUUUUUAACCAAUACAUAACAUUAACACUAUGGACUGAUUAUGAACUACAUCUUUUUGGGAAUAUUCCAAUUAUGAAGCAAGCAUGAUUUAAACAUUUUAACUAUAUAUCUAAAUAAACAUUAUUUUUUAAAAAUA